Molecule: messenger RNA, 2692 nt
Organism: Schistocerca gregaria
Lineage: Eukaryota; Metazoa; Arthropoda; Insecta; Orthoptera; Acrididae
Gene: Taf6
Product: transcription initiation factor TFIID subunit 6
Exons: 12
Coding region: 54-1934 (626 amino acids)
Biological process (GO): transcription initiation at RNA polymerase II promoter; RNA polymerase II preinitiation complex assembly
Cellular component (GO): SAGA complex; transcription factor TFIID complex; SLIK (SAGA-like) complex
Molecular function (GO): transcription coactivator activity; protein heterodimerization activity; RNA polymerase II general transcription initiation factor activity
Source: RefSeq, a predicted model, not a curated record
CAAUUUCUAAUGUUAGGGUUAAUAGCUUUGGAAUUUUGUGACAACAGAGAAGAAUGAGUGACGGUGAUUUGUAUUAUGGAACGUCAUUAGGGUUGGACUCAGUAAAAACUAUUGCAGAGAGUAUAGGAAUAGGCAAUCUUCCGGACGAUGCAGCGAAGGAAUUAGCAGACGAUGUUUCUUACAGGUUAAAACUAGUUAUCCAAGAUGCAAUGAAGUUCAUGCACCAUGGGAAAAGGCAAAAAAUGUUGGGACCUGAUAUUGACAAUGCUCUGAAAGUGAAAAAUGUUGAGCCACUUUAUGGAAUAUAUGCACCAGACCACAUUCCUUUCCGAUUUGCAUCUGGUGGGGGUAGAGAACUUCAUUUCAUAGAAGAAAAGGAGGUUGAACUGAAUGAUGUAGUCAAUUUACCCCUGCCGAAAUUACCUCUGGAAGUGUCAUUACGAGCCCACUGGCUGUGCAUAGAGGGAGUCCAGCCAACUAUUCCUGAGAAUCCACCACCAGUUUCAAAAGAAGUACAGAAAGUGGAAAGCAUUGAUCCUGUUAGUAAACUCAAGAAGCCAAACAAAAACAAAACAGAUGCUGCAGGGAAACUGACAGCACCAGGUGUGCAGAAACUUCGUAAUGUUGAAACUGUUCAUGUGAAGCAGUUGGCUACUCAUGAACUAUCUGUUGAGCAACAGUUGUACUACAAAGAAAUCACUGAAGCUUGUGUUGGUUCAGAUGAAACAAGACGAGCAGAAGCAUUGCAAAGCUUAGCAUCGGAUCCUGGUUUGCAUGAAAUGCUGCCACGUAUGUGCACUUUCAUUUCUGAAGGUGUUAAAGUCAAUGUCGUGCAGAAUAACCUUGCACUUCUCAUAUACCUCAUGAGAAUGGUGAAGGCUCUUCUUGAUAACCAGUCACUAUAUUUGGAAAAAUAUUUACAUGAGCUGAUUCCUUCAGUAGCGACAUGCAUUGUCAGCAAACAGCUGUGUAUGCGGCCAGAGCUUGAUAACCAUUGGGCUCUCAGAGACUUUGCGUCACGACUAAUGGCACAAAUCUGUAAAAAUUUCAAUACAUCGACCAACAAUGUGCAAACUCGUGUCACUCGUAUGUUCAGUACAGCUCUGCGGAAUGAGAAGACUCAACUGUCUUCAUUAUAUGGAGCCAUUGAAGGUCUUUCAGAACUUGGGACUGAGGUUAGCAAGGUGUUUAUAUUGCCCCGAGUCAAGCAAGUAGCUGAUCGCAUAGAGGCUGCUUUGGAAGGGCCUGUAUUAAGUAAUACUGAUAAGAUUGCUGCUGGUCACAUAAAGCAUCUGUUAGUGAAAGUGCUGACACCGCUUCUUAAGGGACUCAGGCAGCCUCCUGAUGUACUAGAUGAAUAUCGGGCAGAAUUUGGAUACCUAGGGCCUGCCCUACAUGCAGCUGUUACCAAAGCAAGGACGCAGCCACAGCCAUGUCUCACAACUUCCACUGCUGUUACUACAGCAACCCCUGGUAGUCUGCAGCCUCCUCGUCCUACGCCAGCACUGGUUCAAGCAGGAAACACACAGCAAAGCAGGACAUUUGUGGUUGGUGGAGCGUCUGCAAACAGACCUGUUGUAACUCCUAACACUGGUUCAAAAUAUGUCAUUGUAACAUCUCGUCCACCAACACCAAGUCAGACUCUACAGACCUGCGGAGCACCUUCCAAUCCUGGAGCCACAGUAGUUAAGUUUGUGACAUCGGCACAAGCAGUAACUACACAGAAGGUGGUUACUGCAUCAGCAGGAAGUUCUCAGAUGACAAAGUUGGUUGUAGUUUCAAUGACAAAUUCUGGACAAACUUCAAGUAACAGCUCAACUCUUGUGACACAGGCUAGCUCAAACCUUGGAGUGAAGUCUGUGUUCGUGACACAAGGUCAGCAGUCUGUGAAACUUGAAUCAUCUGUGCCACAAGAUGAGCACCACCUCGGUUGACAUAAACUGUUUAGCUGGUGAAUUUCUCAAUUCACCAACAAAGUUAAUCAUUUGUACAAAAAUGUAAAUACAUGUAAGAACUUUUUUAUUUCAGAAAUAAGUGUGAAAUUAUGGGGAAAAAACUGAGUGUUGCAAGUGGCUUUUAAUCUAUAUCUGCAAAAUGAUAACAAUGCAUUCAAAAUUUAAAAGUUGCUGUCACUAAUUUCCAUUAUUAUUGUUUACAAAAAGUGGUCAGAUAGCAACAUAACCAGUAACUGUCAUUUUAGCUAUGUAAAGAAAAGUAUUGUAUCACUGUACAUGACGCCAAUUUCAUUGAUGUUUGUAUAUAUUAUCCUGGCACAGUAUACACAAUGUGAAUUAAGUACUUUCCUUACCUAGCAGAAGUCGCCCCCCCCCCCCCCCCCAAAAUUGAUAUUUUGUUUUUGGACUAGUAUGCUAUUUAAGUCUCAGGAGAUGCCACUUUGGGCUGCCUGAUCUUUAUAACCAUGCUCAAAAUAUUGUACACUGUAUCCAGGUGAUUAAAUUUUUUCUACUAUGCAUGCUCUCCUGAAGACAAACAUAUCUGCAUUAAAAGGCAAUCAUUUUCAUAGUAAUUGCUUUUAUGAACAAUUUUCUCAACCUGCUAGAUGGUGAGUAGUCUCCAGGAGACUGUGGUUUCCAUCUGCACCUUCAUUUUUUUCCUCGGAUACUUAACUAGAUAUUGUUGUAGCUAAACAUCUAAGAAUCUGAUAGAGUAAAAUAAAUACUUUUUUAUUACA